Molecule: messenger RNA, 1776 nt
Organism: Pantherophis guttatus
Lineage: Eukaryota; Metazoa; Chordata; Lepidosauria; Squamata; Colubridae
Source: RefSeq, a predicted model, not a curated record
GGAGGUGGAGAGGCUGCAGGAGAGUCUGGCGGGGGGAGAUCCAGACGUGCCCCGGGUGUCUUGGGGGCUCUUCCUGGGCAAAGGGAGGCAGAGGAGGAAGAGACCUGCGCCCGGCCCUCCUCCGGCUCCAACCCCAGAUCCCAUGCUCCCCAGCCGCCCUCUCCAUGCAAAGAGCCUGAGUGGGGGGAGGGGAUGCCCUGCAGGAGUGGAGAGAAGCCGGGCGAGGAGGAGGCAGGAUUCGCACCAGGCUACCAGGCUCUGGAGAUACAGAAACUAGAAGCCAUUUGUGGUCUUUGCAAGGCAAACUUUUCCCUUGGGGGAAAAUAAAAAGAGUGGAAUCCCUUGCAGGGAUCAGUCCUGCAGCAUCAGAAAUGGUCUCCAUGAAGGAAAAGGCAUCCGGAGACCCACCAGAGUCCUUGGAACCAUUUGGAGUUGCUCUGCAGGACAGAGAAAGGAUGGAGACACAACCUUUUGGAAAGGAGGGAAAGGGAAAAAUUCCUGGGAAGGGGCGGAAGCUCUGGAGAAGGUCUGGGCAGGAGAUCCCGGAGGAGGAAGCCAUCCUCCCUUCAGAAGUUCAGCCCUGGAAGUUCAUCCAAUACUGGGAUACUGAAGGUCCCCGAGGACUUUGUAGCCGACUCCAUGACUUUUGUAGGCGAUGGCUGAGACUAGAAAAGCACACCAAAGCCCAGAUGCUGGACCUGGUGGUUCUGGAGCAGUUCCUGGCUCUCCUGCCCCCAGAGAUGGAGUGCUGGGUGCGGGAGUGUGGAGCAGAGACCAGCUCCGAGGCUGUGGCCCUGGCUGAAGGCUUCCUCUUGAGCCAGGUGGAGGAGCAGAAGGAGCAGGUCGAGUUGCAGUCCUGCACUGUGGAGAUCAGAGAUCCUGAGGGAAAGAAGAAUCCAUCAAAUCCCCCCCAGGAGCUAUUUUUGAGGAGGAUCUCUUGGGAAGAUCCAAGUCAGAACACCUCAAGAGAGAAACAAAGAAUGAAAUUUUCUGGUUUUUAUGACGGAGAUCAAGCAGUGGUUGAACCUUCAAAUCAAGUUGAAUUUCUCCUUGUUCGGUUUCCAUCCAUUAUUCCUUGACUGGCCUUCAGGUGCUUUGGAAAAUAGCUUGACCUCCCUCCUCUCUGUGGCAGCCCCUCAAAUAUUGGAACACUGCUACCCUGUCUCGCCUGGUCCUUCUCUUCACUAGACUAGCCAUGCCCAGUUCCUGCACCCGUUCAUCGUAUGUUUUAGCCUCCAGUCCCCUCAUCAUCUUGGUUGGUCUUCCUUGCACUCUUUCUAGAGUCUCAAGAUCUUUUUUACAUCAUGGGAACCAAUACUUGAUGCAAAGUUCCUAAGUGUGGUCUUACCAAAUCAUUAUAAAGUGGUACUAUACUUCAUGUGAUCUUGAUUCUAUCUCUCUCUUAAUGUAACAUAUGAUUCUGUUGGGUGUCUUUUGGCAACUGUAGCACACUGCUGGCUCACGUUUAAGCGAUUGUCCACUAGGACUCCAAGAUCCCUACUUUCUACUGUAGAGCCAGGUAUCACCUAUUCUAUGGCAGUGCAUUUGGUUUUUCUUUCCUAAAUGUAGCACAUACAUUUCUCACCAUUGAAGUUCAUUUUGUUAGAAGGUGCCAAUCUGUCAAUCCUUCUAUAUCUUGAGCUUACCUUGUGGAGUGUUGGUAUUCCUGUCAAUUUGGUCUUGUCUGCAAAUUUGAUGAGUUCCCCUUCUAUCUCCUUGUCUAAAUCAUUGAUGAAGUUGAUCAGACUUUGUGAAUCUGUUCUGUUCUUUUUUCCG